Molecule: messenger RNA, 1795 nt
Organism: Rosa chinensis
Lineage: Eukaryota; Viridiplantae; Streptophyta; Magnoliopsida; Rosales; Rosaceae
Exons: 2
Coding region: 20-1675 (551 amino acids)
Molecular function (GO): zinc ion binding
Source: RefSeq, a predicted model, not a curated record
CUUGAAACAACAUUUAGGCAUGCUCGCAAUAAGAAAGAAUUACGAGUUUAAAGUGAACAAAUCUGCUAGUGAUCGGUUUGAAGUUAGGUGUGUGGAUCCUAAUUGUAAGUGGCGACUCCGUGCAAUAAAGCUACAAGACUUGGCCUAUUUUGAAGUAAGAAAGUUUCAUAAUGAACAUUCUUGUUCGUUGGAUAUUAUUCAUCGUGAUCAUCGACAAGCAAGCAGCUCCCUAAUUGGUCAAUUUGUCAAGUCAAAGUUUGAGGGAGGAACCUCGCGUAUAUACAGACCUAGAGAUAUCAUUGAUGAUGCACAUGUCCAACUUGGAGUUAAUAUGGGCUAUAAUAAAGCUUGGAGGGCAAGAGAAGCAGCACUAGAAAUUGCAAGGGGAUCACCAGAGGAAUCAUUUGCUAUACUCCCAACAUAUUGUGCUAUGUUAGAGCGCAAAAAUCAAGGUACAAUAACACACAUAGAAACUGAUGAACAUAAUCACUUUCUAUACUUUUUCAUGGCAAUUGGAGCCUCAAUUAGAGGAUUUCGUGAUUCUAUGAGGCCCGUGAUCGCUAUAGAUGGUACAUUUUUGAAAGGAAAGUACUUUGGAACCAUGUUUGUGGCUGCAUGCCAAGAUGGAGAGAAUCAAAUAUAUCCUUUGGCAUUUGGGGUGGUAGACUCGGAAAAUGAUGCCUCAUGGUCAUGGUUUUUGACAAAAUUGAGAGGGGCCAUUGGAGUUGUAGAGAACUUGGUUUUUAUAUCUGAUCGACAUGGAAGCAUUGCCAAAGCUGUGGAUAAUGUUUUUCCUGUAGCACAUCAUGGAGCCUGCAUCUUUCACAUAGCUAACAACCUGCAAUCAAAGUUUGGCAAAAAAAUGAAGAUCCUUAAGUUAUAUUACACAGCAGCAAAGAAGUACCAAGUAUCCGAGUUCAAUACAUUGAUGGAUGACAUUCGAAAAAUAAAAGAUGGAGAAGUCUGUAAAUAUCUUGAAGACAUUGGGUGUCAUAAGUGGGCACGAGCUCAUUUUAUGGGAUACAGAUACAACAUGAUGACAUCCAACAUUGCUGAAUCUAUGAACUCAAAGCUUAAAGAUGCUAGAAAAUUACCAAUUACUGCUUUAGUGGAUCACCUAAGAGAGGUGCUUCAACAAUGGUUUGUUGAACGACGUGAUGCAGCAAGCUCCCUUAAUACACACUUAACCAAAUGGGCAGAAGACAAAGUGCGCAAAAACAACAAUAGUGGUUCGCAUAUGCGGGUGUCUCCAAUUGAUCUCUAUGCAUUUCAAAUACAUGAUCAAAGACAAACAUUUACGGUGGACUUAAAUAAUAUGACUUGUACAUGUCGAGAGUUUGAUCUUGAUCGACUUCCUUGUGCCCAUGCAACUGUUGCCUGUAGAACUAAAGGAAUAUCAGUGUAUAGCAUGUGCUCCCAAUUUUACAUAGCCAAUGCACUUAUGUUAGUGUAUGCGGAGCCUAUUUGGCCAGUUGGGAAUAAAAGUGAGUGGGAUGUGCCUGAAGACGUGCAGAACAAAAUUGUCUUACCACCAAUAAGACAAGUAGUACCUGGAAGACGUAAGACGGUACGAAUUCCAUCUAUAGGAGAAGAUGCAAUUAGAAAAAAGUGUACAAGAUGUGGUGGAGGAGGUCAUAACCGUGCAACUUGCCAAAAUCCAAUUCCACUUGUUUGAUGGAAUGCGAUCUUCCUAUUAAUGUCGUGUUUUAAAUUACAACACUUUAAUUCUAUGUACUUAAGUUUCAGCGCUGUAAUUUUUUCUAUUUGCUGCAUUUUACUUCUUCACUAAGCUUGA